Bactrocera oleae (olive fruit fly) is the source of this 985-nucleotide messenger RNA. RefSeq lists its product as uncharacterized. Lineage: Eukaryota; Metazoa; Arthropoda; Insecta; Diptera; Tephritidae. The record is from RefSeq and is a predicted model, not a curated record.
UGUAAAGUGCACGGAAAUUUAAAAUUUCAGCAAAAAAUAUUUAAAAAAUUAUAAAUACUCAAAAUAGAAUAGUACUUUAAAAAAUAAAAGUAGACAAGAUGGUCGCAAAAUCUUUACUCUUAUUGUUGUUGGCCACAAUUGUCAGCAGCGGCUUGGCACAAUCGCCUGUGGAUUGGCAGCCACUGCUCGACCAGCAGAACUUGGUUCUACGUCAAGUUGUGCAGACAUUGCAACUGACCCGUAGCGGAGCUGGAAAUACCGAUGCCUGUUUCGAUUGGUAUUUGGAUAAUCAGACUGCGAUCAAUGAAGUCUACUAUAAGGAAUACAACUUAUGCGUCAGCGCAGCAACGGCGGCCAAGGAAUUGCUGUCGCAGCAAAGUGCUUUGGAACGUCAAGAUCUUUUGGACGAUGGUCAAUCACUUUGCUCAAGUAUGAGCGCUUGUGAAAGUUUUACCGAUGGUUUGCAGUUCUUUCAGUGCUACGAAGAGGCGUCUAGCAAUAACAUUUUGUUUAACAUAAGUGUCACUUCGAACGGCAUUGCCGAAAGGUUGACAAUUUCAUAUCAAGCCAUCAACGACACCCAACGUGUGUGUACUACUGAAGCGCGAGUUAAGAAUAUCAAUGACUUGACUACCAGUAGAUUGUAUCUGAACAACUGUUUAAUUGGUCAGUGGAGCCCACCUGAAACGACCGAUGCUACCACUGAAGCAACCGCAUCAACCGAUGCUCCUACUGAAGCAACCGGAUCAACCGAUGCUCCCACUGAAGUUCCCGGAGAUACUGAAAUUGCGAACGAAUCUGAUACUUCAGAUGAAAGACAAGGCUUACAGGAAGAAGACUUAUAUGAUUAUAACUAAAUUUUAGGCAUGAACAAGCGGAAACUAAAUGCACAUUUUUAAUGCUAAAUGGUAUUGUAAAUACAAAACUAACAAAUAUACAUACAUUUUUUAUAUACAGAAAUUAUAUAGCAAUCUAACAGCAAAAA